AUGAAUAAUGAUGAACAAGAAAAAGUUGAUAAUAAUGAUAAAGAUGUGUUUAUAGAAGUGAUAAAAGAAUUGCUAGUAGAAGGUGAUGGUGUGAUAGUAAGAGAAGAAUUAUCAACAAAGAGUAGAGAAGAAGUGGUAAUAGAAAAAGAAGUUAGCACAAUGAUAAUGAAUGAAGAAUUGAUCGAAAGUCAAAGUUGA
Molecule: messenger RNA, 198 nt
Organism: Acaulospora morrowiae
Lineage: Eukaryota; Fungi; Glomeromycota; Glomeromycetes; Diversisporales; Acaulosporaceae
Source: the annotation of a GenBank genome assembly